Aureobasidium melanogenum CBS 110374 is the source of this 582-nucleotide messenger RNA. RefSeq names its product DUF1649-domain-containing protein. The transcript is spliced from 2 exons. Gene Ontology annotation, cellular component: phagophore assembly site. Gene Ontology annotation, biological process: autophagy; autophagosome assembly. Bases 1 to 582 code for a protein of 193 amino acids. The record is from RefSeq and is a predicted model, not a curated record. Lineage: Eukaryota; Fungi; Ascomycota; Dothideomycetes; Dothideales; Saccotheciaceae.
AUGGAAGAACGCCGAGUCGCUUCGUUCAGCAUCGACGUCUUUGCCGACAAGGCCAACGCCAAAGACGUCGUCACUGCCAUUCUUCACACAAUCUUUUGGUAUCGCAUUUUUGCCAACCUCGAGCCCUCGUCGCACGAUGUGCUGGACAUCCCUAUACCCUGGAUCCAAGACGUCGACCUCCAAACUCUUGUCGAACAACGUGUCGACCAAUUCGUGCGUCAGGUCGACGCCGAUUCCAACGACCAGAACCAGAACACCCGCGGCCAGAUUGUCGUCCAGUUCAGCGAACGAGAACGCAAAAGGAGGAAAGGUUGGUUCGGAGGCAAAGAUGAGGACUUGAUCUGGGAGACGUGGACGCUGAACAUUGCCCUCGCCUCUCCACGCACGCAUCAAGAAGCAACUACCUCCCGGAGAGCCAUAGAAAGAUCCCUGAGCAACGCCGUCCUGAAAAUCACCGAUAUCGUCCAACAGAACAAAGACCACGUCCCGCCCAUCACCACUCAAGACACAAACACUUUCCCGUACCAUAUCCUUGUCAACCCUAAGAACGACGGCUGGGGCCAGCGUAUGGGCAUUUUCUAG